AUGAAGCUUCUCGCCGCCGUCUCCCUCUUGGCCACCGCCGCCACCGCCAGCCCCGUCCAGAAGCUCUUCAACCUGCAGACCUCCGGUGCUUCCAACAGCUCCCACAAUGGCCUCUGGCUCGUUUCCUACCACAGCGCUGCGUCUGGCCCACUCGACAGCGAGCCCAUUUUCACCAAACAGGCCGCCGAUGCCGCCACCUUUUACCUGAACAACGGCACCGUGCGAUACGACACGCCGAACCAGCAGAACCAGGCUCCGUGGGCGAUUGAUCUGGUGACGGUCCAGAGAGGCAAUGGUCUCAAGGAACCCGUCCGGAUCGGCGUUCAUGAAGAUGCCGGCACGAAGGGAUUCUAUAUCAACAAGGAUGGUCUGCAAGGACCUAGCCAGACCUUUGGUAGCUGGUCGAUCUGCGACAACCAGCUUUUCUUCCAGAACCCGCAGGCUUCUGACACUACGGUUCCUUCCAACUGUGACAUUGUCAAGCUGCAGGCUGUGUACAAGACUUCGUAA
Messenger RNA from Penicillium alfredii, 510 nucleotides. RefSeq lists its product as uncharacterized. The record is from RefSeq and is a predicted model, not a curated record. The transcript is spliced from 3 exons. NCBI's taxonomy places the organism in Eukaryota, Fungi, Ascomycota, Eurotiomycetes, Eurotiales, Aspergillaceae. Bases 1 to 510 code for a protein of 169 amino acids.